Messenger RNA from Trichomonas vaginalis G3, 566 nucleotides. Its product is annotated as protein of unknown function, DUF4106 family. The record is from RefSeq and is a predicted model, not a curated record. Gene Ontology annotation, molecular function: hydrolase activity; ATP binding; DNA binding. The annotation marks the transcript as partial. NCBI's taxonomy places the organism in Eukaryota, Parabasalia, Trichomonadida, Trichomonadidae. The transcript has a single exon.
AUGUUAGAAAAAAAGUUUGCUGACAUUGACAAGAAAUUUGAGAAUGUUUUAAAUAAGAACAAGAGGAAGUUGGAAAAUGCUCAGAUAAAACCCAUACAUGACAAGUUCUUAUUUGCUCAGAAUGGUAUAACAGGUCUAAUUGCACCACCUGGGUCGGGUAAGACUUUCACUUAUCUUAAAAUGGCUGCACAACAACAAGAACUAGAUGAGAAGAACCCAUUCUAUGAGUUAGUAGUCAUUUGUAGUACUUCUGGUCAAUUUGACCAAACCGUCAAUUCGUUCAAAGAUAUUAUAAAGAAGUCUAAGUUAGUAUGUAUAAAAGACUCUGAGUUGUUAGAUUGGAUAAAGAAGUACCAAAGAAGAGUUUUGAAGUACAAUGCUAUAAAUGAGUAUGUCAAUUCGAAGUUUAAAGACCCAAAUGAGGAAAUGCAGAGAAUAUUAGAGAAGAAACACUUCAGAAACAAACAGAAAGAGAUAGAAUACAUUUCGAAGAAAUUGCAAUCUUACGAUUGGAAGACAUACCCUCACAGAUGUCUUCUUAUCUUAGAUGACUUUGCUUCUCAUCC